AUGUUGCCGACGGUUCCAGAGCUUGUGGCUCAUUUUCUGAGGUCAAAUGGAUACAAAGAGACAUUGGCUGCCUUUAUCGAUGAGGCAGGGCUUCCCGUUGAUACGGGAAGCGGCAAUCUCAAGAUCACCAUUGAGCAGAUAUUGCAAGAGAAAAAGACCUUUGACACGAGUUUGAAUUUCGAAAAAUUAGGUUUGGAAGACAAAGAUCGUGGGUGGCGAAGCAUCGCAGCAACAACGGCAGAUCGGCGCUUACACCUGAUCGACCCCGGCUCUUCUCCGCACAGCGUGGUCCAGUCAUACUCUACAUUCCAAGACUCACCUAUAUUAGACCUUGCAGUCAUUCGAGGUAGGUAUGUGCUGGCGGCCUCUAUGUCAGGUAAACUGCUACUUUUCGACACGAAGACCGAGCAAGUCCUGGAUCAGAGGAAAGACCACGGAAAAUACGUCGUUAAACUAGCUACAUGGCCCACAGAAUCCUAUACCAUUGUGGCUACCGCGGGGUGGGACGCUAAAAUCUUCCUAUACAGUAUCAGUACCGACCGUGCGGCACUUCAACUUGGGGAGCCCAUCGCAACGAUGUCACUUCCGACCGUCCCCGAAACACUUCUAUUCAUUCGAUCUCCUGAAACUUCGCGUCCUAUACUGCUUCUCACUCGCAGGGAUUCUACGUUCCUCCACUACUACGCCAUUACACCGGUAGGGCAAGGGUCCGCUAUCUCGCUUCUUGGAAAGCAAAACCUGGCUCCACAUUCCAAUUCGUGGGUUGCAUUUACACCGGUCGAUGUGCAAGUCAAUCCUGUCGAUGCUUCGGUUGUUGCAGUUGCAACCUCCUCGACUCCACAUAUGAAACUGCUGAUAGCAAAGUUGCUUCUACCUCCCGAAGAAGUGGCCACGGCGGACAGAACCGAGCAAGUGCUCGUAGAGCCGGUAACACAAGCUUCACAAGCUCGUGCUAAUCUUCUCCUUCAGGAAAAAGAAGAAGCGGCCAUCAUGGUCAACGUGACUACCAUGGCUCCACAAACAGCCUAUUCCACGCCACGACUAGUCUGGCGGCCUGACGGCUCCGGCAUCUACGUUAGUUCGGACGACGGUAUUGUGCGCGGAUUCGAAGCGAACACGGGUCAAUUGAGGGCAUCUCUGGACGCUCACGAGCCUGGUUCGAAGAUCCGAUGUCUCUGUGCCGGGCAGGCCAAGUUUGCUGCUGGUGACACUCAGGAAGAGGAGUUUCUAUUGACCGGCGGUUUUGAUCAGAAGCUGGUCCUCUGGAGGACUGAUUGA
This is a messenger RNA of Didymosphaeria variabile, 1278 nucleotides long. RefSeq lists its product as uncharacterized. The record is from RefSeq and is a predicted model, not a curated record. The coding region runs from base 1 to 1278 and encodes 425 amino acids. Gene Ontology annotation, molecular function: protein binding. Lineage: Eukaryota; Fungi; Ascomycota; Dothideomycetes; Pleosporales; Didymosphaeriaceae. The transcript is spliced from 3 exons.